Recurvomyces mirabilis is the source of this 936-nucleotide messenger RNA. RefSeq lists its product as uncharacterized. The coding region runs from base 1 to 936 and encodes 311 amino acids. The transcript has a single exon. NCBI's taxonomy places the organism in Eukaryota, Fungi, Ascomycota, Dothideomycetes, Mycosphaerellales, Teratosphaeriaceae. The record is from RefSeq and is a predicted model, not a curated record.
AUGGGCUGCUGCCAAUCCGCCGAAGCGCACGACAACGGACAAGGACCAUCAAAUGCUGGCAACAACGCUAGACCAGUUGCUCUGAACCAUGCCAAUCACUCUUCCUCCCAAGCUGCUAUCAAUCGACCUCAUCAUGUGGCCCGAAGCCUUAGUGAAGCCGGCGCAUCGACCCGGCCUUCGACGCCCCCUCCACAAGUCUCUGAUGAUCGUCUAAACAAGCCCUUGCGAUCACCCUCGCCUAUACAAACCAGUCCGACGACGUUCCUACAGUAUCCUGCUCCUUGGUCGAGGAGUAGACUCGAUAAGCAGAGGGAAGAGUUCUUUGAGACACGAGUCACUGGUGAUGCGCAGGCAUGGAUCGCCGUGCGACGGGUCUGUGAGCUGUUGCGUGAGGAUCAGAUCGCGGAUGCACAGGCAGUGCUCGACGCGAGUGGUCUUACAUGUCCUCGCGGCCGAGUCGUGAGGGCAAGAGGGAAGGAGAGAAGACAUGGUGGCAUAUAUGAUGGUACUGGGAAGCUGUACGAGAUACCUGAGUGGGUUGUACGAGAUCCUCAGGACACCAUCGAGGACACAGCCACCGAGAAGGACGAGGCGGAUGCUGUAGCUGGAGUCGAGGACGACGAUACCGACGAUGACGAUUUCAAGUCCGCUGGUUCUCCUAUGGCCUCACCACGGCAGGAGAAAGGGAAAGGCAGAGCACGGUCAUUAGGGAGAGAGAUCAAAGUCAGAUGUCGACUCAGCGAUAGAAGCGAAGAUUUGAUCGUCAAGUUCCAGGAGAAGGAGCCAGCUAGUGUGGUCGUGGAAAGGAUCCGAGACAUAGUUGGCGAUAAGCGCGUGCAGUUAAUGUUCUGUGGGAAGCCUGUUGGUAGCGACGCCCCACUGCUUGGCUUGAAUGGGUGGAAAGAGGGUAUGGUUAUCAAUACGUUCAUCAGCUGA